This is a messenger RNA of Juglans regia (Persian walnut), 1866 nucleotides long. RefSeq names its product protein ACCELERATED CELL DEATH 6-like. Gene Ontology annotation, cellular component: plasma membrane. The coding region runs from base 206 to 1630 and encodes 474 amino acids. NCBI's taxonomy places the organism in Eukaryota, Viridiplantae, Streptophyta, Magnoliopsida, Fagales, Juglandaceae. The record is from RefSeq and is a predicted model, not a curated record. The transcript has 2 exons. Gene Ontology annotation, molecular function: protein phosphatase 1 binding; protein phosphatase regulator activity.
UAGGGCAUCAUCAUCGUCAUCGCGCACGAUUCUUUCCCUUCAUUUUCUUCCCCAAUACAUGACCGCCCUAUUUGGUCGCUCUAAAGGUUAUAUAUUUUUCUACUAGUUUACAAAGGGGAAGGGAAACAUCGAUCUCUAGUAAGUCCAUAAUCUCUUUGGUGAAUUUUCUUCAUUUUUUACAUUUUAAUACCAGUUGAAACUUUCUAUGAUGGAUACAAGUCAUGGUAAUGAAUUAGAUUAUACGGUAGCUCUCUAUGAAGCCUCACUUGAUGGGUCCGUAAGCACCUUGGACAGUUUGAUGCAAAGGGAUAGGCUCAUUCUUCACAAAAUCUCACUCACAUCCUUCACCGAAACCCCCUUACACAUAGCAGCUUUACUUGGCCACCUCCAAUUUACUAAAGCUCUUCUAAAAAGAAAACCCCAACUUGUGGAAAAGGUGGACUCAUCUGGCCGAACUGCCCUUCACUUGGCUAGUGCAGAGGGCCACACCCAGGUUGUGAAAGCAUUGCUGCAAGCCAAUAUGGAUAUGUGCUUAGUUUCUGAUCAAGAGAAGAGAAUUCCUCUCCACUUAGCCGCAAUGAGAGGACACGUAGAAGUUAUAAAAGAAUUGCUUAUUGCCCAUCCACGCUCAAUCUCUCGGGUGAAUCUGUAUGGAGACAAUGUUUUACAUUUGUGUGUUCGGUAUAAUUGUUUGGAUGCUCUGAAAUUAUUCGUGGAAUACUCCGUAAAUGAUGAAGAUUUCGUCAACUCCAAAGACAAUGAUGGUAACACCAUAUUGCAUUUAGCUGUGAUGCUCUGGCAAACGAAGACCAUAGAAUACUUACUUUCGAUGCCAGAAUUAAAAAGAAAGGCCAAUGCCAAAAAUAGGAUUGGCAACAUGACAGCUUUGGAUGUCUCAGAGACUUGUCAUAGAGAUUUCAAAUAUCUUAAAAUCCAAGACAUUCUGAAGGCAGCUGGUGUUGGAAGAUCCAAGGAUCUAAAUUCUCCUCUACUACCAGCAUUACAUGACGAGGAAGCACAAUCAGCUCAACCCAUUAUUGAAGAACAGCCGGCUCUAUCAAGGUUUAGGAAAUGGUGGAGAUACUUUUAUUUGUGUCGAUGCUUUAAACAUUUGAAGAGUCGGGGCAAUUGGAUCGAUGAGACACGUGGCACAUUGAUGUUGGUGGCCACUGUGAUUGCGACCGUGACUUUCCAAGCUGGGCUCAACCCCCCAGGUGGUGUUUGGCAACAAGAUUCAAACGAUGGUACUGUUAGAGCAGGCACAUCAAUAUUUCAAUCUCAUAUGAACUCCGAUGGUAUUGAUCGGUAUUAUUACGAAUUAUUCUUGUAUUUCAACGCCACCUCUUUUGUUGCAGCUCUAAGCGUUCUACUUGUGGUAAUUAGUGGAUUUCCUCUGAGAAACAAGUUUUUUAUAUGGUUUUUGACCUUGACCAUGAUUAUUGCAAUCGGGGCAAUGGCAUUGUCCUAUUUCAAGGCACUGUAUUUGGUGAACCCGAGAUAUUUGGAAGCAGAUUCUGUACCGCUCAUUUAUGUUGCGGUGUUUCUGGUUUCUGGUGCGAUUCACAUAAUCCGCCUAAUUACCUGGCUAAUUACCUGCAAGCGUCCAGCAAACGAUGCCAUCAAGGUCUAAAAGAAAAUUUGUCAUAGAAGUUGAAAUGAUUUUAGAUCAUGCUGCUGGAUGCAUCAUAUCUUUGUUCUAUACAUAUGCGAAGCAGUUUGCUGCAAGGAAUGGUUGCAUUUACUGUUUGUUAAUUCUGUUGGCUCUACUGAUCUAAUGAGUAUUGGGUCAGAUAUUGUAUGGUACUAUUGUAUGGAUUUCGGUACGUAUUGUCUGUUUCUGCUGGGAAUCAACACUUUUUUAAAAGC